CGACGCUUAUUAAUAGCUGCUACUUUUUGCAAUCAAGUUAUUCAUUAAUAAUAUAUAAAUCAUUAAUAUUUUAUCAUUCUUAACUUAUUUUUAGCAAAUAAAUUUGGGGUUGGUUAGGUCCGACUAUAUGGUGCAUACCUUAGCAUCCAACAGUUUAAAACAGGUGGAGUUUAACACUAUCGCCUCUAGUUUUGGAGGAAUUUCCUCCCAAAUGAUCAAUUUGCAUAGAUUUGUUCUCGAAAGACUAGGAUUAACUGAUAAAUUAAAAGAUCUUCCAGAAAAUCAUGCUCUUAAAGGGCUUUGUGAAGGGAUGGUUGAAGCGUGGAAAAUAUAUGGUAAUAAUGAAGCUGUCAUAAUGUUCGUGAUUGAAGACAUUUCAUAUAAUAUUUGUGAUCAAAGAUUUCAUGAAUUUGAAAUUCAAAAGAUUAAUCGAAAUACAAAAGUUAUUAGAAGAAAUUUGACGCAAAUAGCUCAAACAGGGAAACUGUCUGCAAGUAAUGAACUGAUUGUUGAAGACUAUACAGUUGCAGUGGUAUAUUAUAGAGCCGGUUAUGAACCAGGUCAUUAUCAUUCUCAAAAGGAAUGGGAUGCACGAUUGCUAAUUGAAAGAUCACAAGCCAUAAAGUGUCCUUCAAUACAAUACCAUUUGGCAGGAACAAAGAAAGUCCAACAAGCACUGGCGAAAAGUGGCGCAUUAGAAAUGUUUUUAAGCGAUAAAAAGAAAAUUGAAGAAGUAAGAGGUGUGUUUACAGGCUUAUACAGUUUAGACUUUGAUGAACUAGGAGAUCAAGCUGUUCGGAUGGCUAUUGAAAGUCCAGAAAGAUUCGUGUUAAAACCGCAACGAGAAGGGGGAGGUAAUAAUAUUUAUGGUGAUCAAAUAAGAGAUGCAAUACUGAAGAUUAAGGAAAACAAAGAACGUGCUGCAUGGAUUUUAAUGGAUAGAAUUCAACCACCAAUUAUACAGGGAUACAUAGUUAGACCUGGAGGACAAAAAAACUUAGAAGUUUCAGAAUUGGUGUCAGAGUUAGGAAUUUUUGGGUUAAUAAUUGGUGAUUCAACAAACAUAAUGAUUAAUCGCCAAGUAGGGCAUAUGUUAAGGACAAAAACAGCAAGUGCUAAUGAAGCAGGUGUUGCUGCAGGUGCAGGUGCUUUAGAUAGUCCCUAUUUGGUUGACUAAUGAUACUUUUCUAUUGUAUUUUAAAAUGGAAUAAAUAUUAGUAAUAUUAGUAAACUGGAGAAGUUUGUAUAUCAAAUGUUAUUCUUCUAAACAUGUCCAUUUUUUCGAUAAAACUUUGCUUAAAAGAUA
Messenger RNA from Agrilus planipennis (emerald ash borer), 1306 nucleotides. Its product is annotated as glutathione synthetase-like. Gene Ontology annotation, molecular function: ATP binding; glutathione binding; glutathione synthase activity. The coding region runs from base 128 to 1177 and encodes 349 amino acids. The record is from RefSeq and is a predicted model, not a curated record. The transcript has 7 exons. Gene Ontology annotation, cellular component: cytosol. Gene Ontology annotation, biological process: glutathione biosynthetic process. NCBI's taxonomy places the organism in Eukaryota, Metazoa, Arthropoda, Insecta, Coleoptera, Buprestidae.